Zalophus californianus (California sea lion) is the source of this 4872-nucleotide messenger RNA. RefSeq names its product transcription factor 23 (gene TCF23). Bases 145 to 789 code for a protein of 214 amino acids. Gene Ontology annotation, biological process: regulation of transcription by RNA polymerase II; developmental process. The transcript has 3 exons. NCBI's taxonomy places the organism in Eukaryota, Metazoa, Chordata, Mammalia, Carnivora, Otariidae. The record is from RefSeq and is a predicted model, not a curated record. Gene Ontology annotation, molecular function: DNA-binding transcription factor activity, RNA polymerase II-specific; RNA polymerase II transcription regulatory region sequence-specific DNA binding; protein dimerization activity.
GGGACGGACUGGGCGCCAGCUCCCUCAGAGACAUUGCUGGCUGGGCGACCCGCCUGCCCGCCGAGCUUGCGCCCACAGGCUCCGUCAGGCACUGUGUUCCCGUCUAGGGGCUGCAGCACCCCCCCCCCACCCCGGGGCUGUGGCAUGUCACAGAGGGAGGUCAGAAGGGCCCCCGCCAUGCCGGGAGUGGGGCAGAAGCCGGCCAAGGCCAAGCGGCGGCUGGUAGCAGGCCCUGGCAGGAAGCGGAGCCGCCUGAGCAGAACAAGGCAGGACCUGUGGGAAGAGACGAGCUGGAGCGACCAAAGGUGGAGCAGAGCUGCCCUGAGCCCACGGGGGGUCAGGCCCAGGAGCCUGGCUCGUGGCCGGAGUGAGGCCAGUCCCAAGAACGCUGCACGGGAGCGGAGCCGGGUGAGGACACUGCGCCAGGCCUUCCUGGCCCUGCAGGCCGCUCUGCCUGCUGUGCCACCCGACACCAAGCUCUCCAAGUUGGAUGUGCUGGUGCUGGCCACCAGCUACAUAGCCCACCUCACCCGCACACUGGGCCAUGAGUUGCCCGGCCCCGCCUGGCCUCCCUUCCUGCGUGGACUCUGCUACCUACACCCUCUCAAGAAGUGGCCCAUGCGAUCUCGUCUCUAUGCUGGAGGCCUGGGGAGCUCUGGCCUUGACCCCACCACAGCUACCACCUCAAGCCAAAGAACAACGGAGGCAGAGGCCAGACCCCAAGUCUCUGAAGAGGCAGACGCUCUCUUUCCUACGAGGCCACGCUCACCAGCUCUCGGUGACAAAUGAGCAUCACACUUGCCUUUUUCUCUUAGACUACGACUCGAGCUUAGGAACCUAGAUUCUCUACCAGCCUGCCUGUCUUCCCUCUGACUCUCAGCCCUCGGAUUGAACAGGCUCAGGUUCAGCUCCCAGGUUCCAGCACGCAGACCUGGCGAGGCAGUGGGCCCUUCGGCAAUGGGAGGGUACUCAGGAGCACUGGGGGAGGCGGGUGUUGUGGUAGCUGCAAGGGAAGUGGGAGAGGACAGGGUUUGGUUGGGUUGGACGCUGCGUUAGGACACCGCCCCUGCUUUCUCCCCGAAGCUUCCCACAAACCCUCCGGACAUGCAGGUGCAGAGGUUAGAGGCCUAGGAGGGCAGCAGCUGCAGGUGCUGAUGGGAAAGCCAAGGGCAGGACAGGCUCUGGGCAGCUGUGAGUGUGAACAGAACUGGGCCAGGGUCACGUAGGCAGAUGGAAACUGAAGAAGGGAGCCUGCUUGCUAUUGCUCCAAGACGUUACCUGAUGUCCAAGAGGCAGGGGGGGAAUUUAGGAGUCUUGUCUGCACUGUGGUCUCUCCAGCUGCCCCUCAUCACUACACUUCCUCCCUCUCUGGGCCCUGCGCCCUUCCACUCUUUUCUUGAUAAUGACUUAGAUUUAUGGGUUAAGCCAGAAAGCUUGCAUUGCUUGCAUUCCAGUUUCCAGAGAAACUUUUCGAUGGUGUCAGCUGCCUAGUUUGACAUGAUCUUAUCCCAGAGGAAGGCGUACCGGAACUGAAGCAGACAGCACCUGAAGGCCUUGCAUCUGAAGGAUAUUGAUGGGCCUGAUUACCUCCUUGAAGGACCUUUGAAGGAGAACACUUACCUUUUCCAGGGGAUGACAAUUAGUCUUCUCUUUCCAUUAUGUUAGAAACCUAAUCUCCAGGAAAAACAAGAUGGGGCCUGGGUUCCCUGGGUUCUUUAUAUAAUUUUGGCCUAAGGCCUCACUGGCUCUGGAGUUAUUUCUACAAUCUGUCUACAAAUGAACUCUCCAGAGGCAGCUUCUCCCCACAGGCCCUGCCCUCCCAGGCACUCCUUAAGUCUUGCCACAGGGUGUCGGAGAUCUCUGAGAGCUUUAGCGGAAUUUCUCUCUGGCUCUGAAGAACUCAUUUGAGGACAUCCUAGAGUCUACACAUACUAAAAGUAACUUUCCAGAUCAGGUACAGCUUCAAAACCAAAAGGCACCUGAAGUCCAGACAGAGAAGGAACCAGCUUUUGGUUAAAGAUCAGUGCCUCAGAGCGGGAGGGGAUGGACCAGGCUGACUUGAGUCCCAACACGGGUAGCCUUAGAGCCACCAUUGCCAUUGUGGGACUAAAUGAGGCUCUGGCAUGACAAGCCACUGCUCCUCCACAGGGCUGGGACAGGGCAGCAGGGGAAAGGGGCUGAGGGGUGACUCAGCAAGUUGGGGUGGAGGCAGAAAAAGACAGAGAACGUCCCAGCGUGGGCUGCAUGGGAUGUGGGAGAGCAGCUGAACGGUGGCUGGGAGCCAUGGGGAGAAGGUCUCAGCCAAGGCUGAACUCAUAAAUCUACCAAGUCUCCACUGAGGGGCCCACUGAGAAUGGCUCCUGAGCAGCUGGAUGAGGCCAGGCAGGGGCAGAGACCAGGUGUGGGUGGGCAUGAGCACAGUGUUCUUCACAAGACCAUAAAAGUCCAGCUUGAAUGUUCUAUUUUUAAAGCCAAAUAGCAAUAACUUCCUGGUUGACUUUGAAAGUGGUAGGCAGAGGAACAGAUGAAUCUCCUCCCAAGCUGGUGGCACACAAUCUUUUUCUGGGGAAUGGAACUGGGCAAGCUGGUUUGGGGCAUACACUGGGGGGGGGGGACCCCUUCUGAUAGCUAAGGAGACUAGUUUGGAGCCUGCCCCACCCUACCCUGCUGAGACUCCAGCUUUUGCCCAGUAGUAUCAGGCCCCCCUGGGGUGACUGCAUUACCCCGGUAGAGAAGAUAAGGACAGCAAAGGAAGAUGAAGCUGGUGGAUGGUUGAGGAAGGGCAAGCGCAUUCAAUACAAGUUGCUUAGGCUGCCCCAGCCUCCUGUUUUCCUUCGUGCCCAGGCCAGCCUGGGGUCCAGAGGCCAUGUCCUCCAGCUGGAGAGCACCCAGCACAGGCCAGGUUGCCAAAGGGCCGCGGAGGCAGGCAGAGUCAAGGGAAGGACCAGAGGACGAAUGGGAAUGACCGGAGGAAAUGUCAGGUCAGAGACUGGGAUCCACAAAGGAACCGGAACCAGGAGUUCUUUGCCUCUGCAGCAGAGGAAGAAAAACACCUGCUCACUGAAGACUUUUUAUUCCCACCAGGUCUAGGGGCAUGGGGUAGGCAAGAGUGGUAAAAGGCAGGUUAAGACUCAAGUCCAAAGACAGCUUUGGUCCCCAUGGAAACAGGGGUGUGUGGGCAAGAGGCUCCAAAAGGAAACAAGCACAGAUGACACAAUGUCACCAAGGUGGCCUAACUCAGGAGUCAGGGGGAUGGCUGGCCCACUUGGCUAGUUUGUACUACCUGCCCAGGUGCCCAUGACCCGAGGUGGCGGGAGAGGCAGAGACAGAACAGCUUCCCCAGAGUUGGAUGUGCAUCUGCUUCCCGAUGAGCAGCAGAGUUGCAGGGCAGAAGCUUGGGCCAUGGGAGAAGCAGAGCUGGCCGAGGGAUGUCUAAGUAGAAGGUGGAGACUGGAUUUUACCAGUUGGGAACUAGGGUAAUUAAAGUACAAGAUCUAGUCUUCUCUGAGAAGUUCCUUUUCUCUUCCUCUGGAAGGGGCCUGGCUAGGAUGAAUCAGAGGGCACCGUCCACCCCUUUUUGUGGCACAAGCCCUAAACCCAGGGCCCCUGCAAGCUUGGUGUUGUAGACCAGGAGUUGGCUCACCGGCCACAGUAUACCAAAUCCAGCCCACCUCCUCCCAGCCCCUGCAGGUUUGUGUAAAUAAGUUUUUGUGGGUUACGGUCAUACCCAUUUGUUUACAUGUUACCCAUAGCUCUUUCCUGAUACCACAGCAGAGUUGAAUAGCUAUGACAGAUUAAGCCUAAAAUAUUUACAAUAUGGCCCUCUAAGAAAAGGUGUACUGACCCUCACUCUAGAUCACAGGUAUUCAAAGUGUGGUCUGGGGACUCUGGGGGCGUCCCUGAGGCCCUUUCUACGUGGCCCAAACCAUUUUCAUAAUACAAGAUGCUAUUUGCCUUUUCUCACACUUCUCUCACGCAUCAUGGAAUUUUCCAGAAGCCACACAAUAUAUGAUAUUACAACAGAUGGGAUGUAGAAACAGAUAGGAGAAUCCAGCUAUCUAUUGCAACAGACAUUAAAGGUAUUUGCAAAAAUGUAAAACAAUGCCACUCUUCUCACUAAAUAUUUUCCAGUAUGGAAAAUAAUUAUUUUUCAUAAAAAUGUUAUACAUAUUCACAUAUAGUGGGCUAAUUAAUGUAAUUUUUUGAAGAUCUUUUUCUUUAUUUGAGAGAGGGAGAGCACACAUACACAUGGGGGGGGCAGAGGGGGAGGGAGAAAGAAAGAAGACUCCCGCUGAGCGCAGAGUCCAACUACACACAGAUCCCCUACAACCCUGAGAUCACCAUCCGAGCGGAGACCAAGAGCGGAGACCAAGAGUCAAAGAGUUAGACGCUCAACUGACUGAGCCACCCAGGUGCCCCUAAUUAAUGUAAUUUUUAAAUAACAGCAAGAUGUCAGCUGUUGAGAAGCAAACAAAGGACAAGGGACCACCUCAGCUGCCUAGGGCAGGAGCUGCAGCAUUAUGUGUCACCUACAGAGAUAGCGGAAGAAGCUGAUCGUGCACUGAAUAAACCGAGAAGUAAUGAAGGGGCAAAGACGCCUGAGGUUUUUUUUAACCUGAAAAACCUUACAAAAAAUUAUGGUCCAGAAAUCAGAACAAGAACAGUCCUCCACAUUGAGGAUGCUGGAAGGAGAAAAACAAGCUCAGUAAAUCAGGCCUAAAUCACAUCAGUUACCUCCGGCUUCAGUGGGCUGGAACCUCUGGGUUGGGGCCAAGUUGGAUGAAAACAGAUUCCAUGUCCCACAUCCCAGAAACCACAGCUAACUGCAGGCUGGGCGGCAGAGCCCCUGGAGCUCCUGGUGCAAAUAUAGGU